Messenger RNA from Suricata suricatta (meerkat), 2089 nucleotides. RefSeq names its product UTP6 small subunit processome component (gene UTP6). Gene Ontology annotation, cellular component: Pwp2p-containing subcomplex of 90S preribosome; small-subunit processome. The record is from RefSeq and is a predicted model, not a curated record. NCBI's taxonomy places the organism in Eukaryota, Metazoa, Chordata, Mammalia, Carnivora, Herpestidae. Bases 169 to 1965 code for a protein of 598 amino acids. The transcript has 19 exons. Gene Ontology annotation, biological process: maturation of SSU-rRNA from tricistronic rRNA transcript (SSU-rRNA, 5.8S rRNA, LSU-rRNA). Gene Ontology annotation, molecular function: snoRNA binding; protein binding.
GUCUCCAACGGCAACGGCGGCGGAAGCGGAAAAGGCGGGACCUAGGGCUCACGUUACGUCAGCCCGUGCGAGCUCUGUGGCGUAGGUCUCCGGGAGUUGGAGGUGGCCGCUUCGUGCGCGUGUCGGCAGUUGAGAGACCACCCGGUUGGGCUGAAGAGUUGUGACCUCAUGGCGGAGAUAGUUCAGGAACGCAUAGAAGAUCGACUCCCCGAAUUGGGACAGCUGGAGCGUGUUGGAUUGGUCAAUAGUUUAGAGCUAAGGACUAUCAUUAGGAAGAUUUCCUAUCUGGAAUACAGAAUACAUAGAAGAGCUCUUCUUAAGGAUGACUUUAUCAAUUUUGUUCAAUUUGAAAUUAAUCUUUUGGAGUUGAUUGAGAAAAGAAGAGCUCGCAUUGGGUAUUCAUUUAAGAAGGAUGAGAUUGAGGCUCCUAUCAUACAACGUGUACAAUAUGUCUUCAGACGUGGGUCACUAAAGUGGAAAGAUGAUCUUAAACUUUGGCUAACCUAUAUAGCCUUUUGUAAGAAGUGGACCACCAAAGCUCAACUUAGCAAGGUAUUUUCUUCCAUGUUGGCCAUUCAUGCAAACAAGCCAGCUUUGUGGAUCAUGGCAGCCAAAUGGGAAAUGGAAGAUCGCUUAUCUUCAGAAAGUGCAAGACAACUAUUUCUUCGAGGUCUGCGCUUUCAUCCAGAGUGCUCGAAACUUUAUCAAGAAUACUUUAGGAUGGAGCUGAUGCAUACUGAGAAACUGAGGAAGGAAAAGGAAGAAUCUGAAAAAGCCGAAAUGGAUGUGGACAACCUUGAUUAUCCUGAAGAAAUCCUUAAGGGCGAGUUGGCACGGAUUAUCUACAAAAACUCUAUAAGCGUAAUGAAAGGUGUAGAAUUUCAUUUGUCACUGCUUUCAAUUGCACAGCUGUUCGACUUUGCCAAAGAUCUGCAAAGAGAAAUUUAUGAUGAGCUUCAGGCUCUGCACAGAGAUGACCCUCUCACUUGGGAUUAUGUGGCGCGGCGAGAAUUGGAGGUGGAGUUGCAGCCGGAAGGAGAGCAGCCUGCACGGAAGCAAGCCAGACCAGUGGAGGUGGGCCGGAAGGAAGACAGGUGCUGUGCUGUGUACGAGGAAGCAGUGAGGACUGUCCCCACAGAGGCCAUGUGGAAGUAUUAUAUCACUUUCUGCUUGGAAAGGUUCACUAAGAAGCCAAGCAGUCUGUGGCUCAGAGAGAAGAGGCUGGAAAGAACCAUGGUGGCAUUCAGGAAGGCACAUGAACUCCAGUUUCUACCAGAAUAUCAGUACAAGCAGUGGUUUGAGUUGCUGCUGCGUCACAGCUUCUUAGAGGAGGCUCUGGAGGUGGUGGGAGCCGGAAUGGAAUUGUUCAGAGACUCUGUCACAAUGUGGUACAUGAAGCUGCAGGUGCUGAUUGCUUCCAAGAGCUGCGAUGUAGCCAAGGCUUUCGAAGAAGCUUUUUCAUUCCUGGAACCCCAGGUUUGUCUGCCAUUGUGGAUUUCUUGGGCAGAGUGGAGUGAAGGUGCCCAAAGCGAAGAAGACACUGAAGCCAUUUUUAAGAAAGCUCUCUUAGCUGUCAAAGGUGCCGACUCAAUCACGUUGAAAGAGAAAUACCUGGACUGGGCUUACCGAAGCGGUGGCUACAGGAAGGCCAGAGCUGUGUUUAAAAGUUUACGGCAAAGCCGUCCACUUUCAGUUGAUUUUUUCAGGAAAAUAAUCCAGUUUGAAAAGGAGCAAGAAUCCGGCAAGAUGGUGAACUUACGAGACUAUUAUGAGAGGGCCUUGAGAGUGUUUGGAACUGUAGAUUCUGAUCUUUGGAUAGAUUACAUCAAAGAAGAACUGAGUCACCCCCAAGGUAAACCUGAGUAUUGCAGUCUCAUCUAUUGGCAAGCUGUGGGAAUGCUGCAGAAAGAGACACUAGAAGCGUUUAUAGCUAAAUAUGCUUUGUAUCAAGCCUGCUCUUGUUGACCAGAGGAAGAAUGUAGCCAACUCUGUGAAAUAGUGUUGUAAGGGGCUCACGUUUGUGGGUUCAAGCCCCGCGUCAGGCUCUUUGCUGACAGCUAGCUCAGAGCCUGGAGCCUUCUUCUGGUUC